GACUGUUACGUGUAUACUGUACAUACACUACACGUUGGGAAGAUUCUUGGUUCUAUCGAUUGGGGAAUGCCCCGAGUUUGUCUUCACAAUGGAAAGAACCCAGCAGAGAAAACCUGGAUAGCUACACACGUACAAACCUUGCACAAGCGCACACAAAACCAUAACACCUAUAAAUACCUGCGACCCAAAACAAUUUGACAUCAUUUACCAAGCUACCUUUUCCCAGCUCACUUACCUUGAGAUACAUUCUCCAUCCAUUGUCAAACCAAUACAUCUGAACAUGAAAGUUUUGUGCGUUGUGUCUGCCAUUGUGGCAAUGAGUGCCUUGACUCAGGCCCAAAAAAUCGUCCAAAAGGCUCCUUCCAACCUUGUCAACUGCAACUGCCAAUGUGAUAAUUACACCUAUACCAACCACAGAGGAGAGAUCCAAGGCAACUGCAAAUCUGCCGAUCAGACCUAUGGCCUUUGGUGCUAUGUGGACCGUCAUGAUGAUUGUGCCGAUAUCCGCUAUUCGCAAAACCGCCGAGAUUCAUACGGUAAUAGGCGAAAGUGGUCCUACCAAGCCUGCUCUACCCCUGCUAAGAACAGCUACCAAUGCCGAAACAACAAUUUUGGAAACAACUUUGGCAACAACAACAACUUCAACAAUGGCAAUCGCCGACCUGGAAACAAUCGCCGACCUGGAAACAACCGACGACCUGGAAACAAUCGACGACCCGGUAAUAACAUCCAGAACUUGAACAGACCCGGUGCUCUUGGUCAACUCCUCGGUCUUGGUGUUCGUGAUGGUGCUGCUGGUGGCGAUAAUGUCAAUGAUGUUCCCGCCAAUACUGGCGGAAUCCAAUUCCAAUAAGUCUUGAAGUGGAAUGUUCUUCAAUUCAGUAUUGCUCAGCUUUUCAGACCCAUUCUCACUGAAUUGGCUGAUACAAAGUGAAUGUUACCUUGUCACAACACGUCAUACCAACAAAAUUUAUCGUGCUUAAGUUGAAUCAACCAUGUAUAAUAAAAGUUUUAAGUUUGAA
Messenger RNA from Tigriopus californicus, 1022 nucleotides. RefSeq lists its product as uncharacterized. NCBI's taxonomy places the organism in Eukaryota, Metazoa, Arthropoda, Copepoda, Harpacticoida, Harpacticidae. Bases 281 to 853 code for a protein of 190 amino acids. The record is from RefSeq and is a predicted model, not a curated record. The transcript has 2 exons.